Messenger RNA from Cornus florida, 795 nucleotides. RefSeq lists its product as uncharacterized. Lineage: Eukaryota; Viridiplantae; Streptophyta; Magnoliopsida; Cornales; Cornaceae. Bases 1 to 795 code for a protein of 264 amino acids. The transcript has a single exon. The record is from RefSeq and is a predicted model, not a curated record.
AUGAAGUUUACAGCCCCUCCGCCAAUAAGGCAACCAUUGGAACAGAGAGACAAGACCAAGCACUGCGCCUACCACAGAGAUUAUGGGCAUACAACUAAUGAUUGUAGAUCCCUUAGGCGGCAGAUGGAAAACAUGAUACUGAGAGGUGAAUUGGUAGAUUACCUCACAACAAAGGAGUACAUGAAGCCUUGGGAGGUUAACCCUUGGAAAGUCAAAGGUAAUCAAAUGAAGGUCAUUCAUGCAAUAUAUGAAAGAUCGGAGGAUGAUCAGGAGUCAGAGGAGGUUUAUAGGUCCCGACUAAGAACAACCCAUAAACUGAUGAGGCUAUCCUUGGUAAACACUAUUGCUUCGGAAAGCAUCAACAUUGGGUUCGGCGAUGAAGAUCUAUCUAGAGUUCAACUCCCCUACGAGGAUCAGUUGGUCAUCAGUCUCUUGGUGGCGAAUUGCAUAAUUAAGAGGGUUUUGAUAGACCCAGGGAGCAGUGCCAACAUCAUCACAAAGGCGGUCUUUGAGCAACUAGAGAUUCCGUCAUCAUCAAUUCGGCCCACCUCCAGCCCAUUGAUGGGGUUCGAUGGCACAAAGGUGGACCCCCUUGGGGUAAUUGACUUAUCUGUAACUGCGGCAAAGAGGACACUGAAGGAAAACUUUGUCUUAACAGAGAUCCACCCUUCCUAUAAUAUUAUUAUGGGGAGAGGUUGGAUCCACCGAAUGAACGGGGUUCCGUCUACCCUUCACCAGGUGAUGCGAUGCUUGUCUCCGGAUGGGAGAGAGGUUAUUGACCUCAGGGGAGAUUAA